This is a messenger RNA of Fomitiporia mediterranea MF3/22, 1344 nucleotides long. RefSeq lists its product as uncharacterized. The annotation marks the transcript as partial. The transcript has a single exon. NCBI's taxonomy places the organism in Eukaryota, Fungi, Basidiomycota, Agaricomycetes, Hymenochaetales, Hymenochaetaceae. The record is from RefSeq and is a predicted model, not a curated record.
GCGAUUGAGCUUGAGGAUUCGCUCUAUCGAUUUCAGGCUACCGAGUUUGAGGAUUCACUCGAUAGAGGACAGGCGAUUUGGUUUGAGGAUUCACCAAGUCGAUAUAGAGAGCUAACGGCGAGCAUCGAGGAAUUUGCAAGCCAGUACAAGAAUUACAGAGUGCAUAUAGUCAGUAUCAGUGAGAGCGUGGAUAAGUAUCCAGUGAGCGCACUUACUUCAGAACGGAAACACAUCGACAACAGCGAUGUAGAGGGCAAUGAGACAUCUAAGACCCUUUUAGGCAGCGAAGAAAGCAGCCAGGACUCGAAGGACAAGAGUAACAAAGGCCAGGAGAGCCAGGCAUCGGAAUUACAGAGAUCCGAUGAGGAACAAGAUUUCCAGAAGGCAAGUAAGACCUUCAGACACAUCGCAAGAGCCAGAGCGAUUGAGAUAGACAUAGGACAUGUCAGCCCAUUCCACAGUUCGAUAGACAUCGAAGAUUUGAAUAAGAGAACGUACAAGUUCGAUGGAAUGUAUCAGGAAGAGGAGAGAGCAACUCCUUCAUCAAACAAGAGCGGACUCGAUAGUAUAGCAACAGAAAAGCGUGAAACGCUUCAGGCAGGCUACAGAACGAAAGCCAGACAUGCCACAGUACCUACAGACAGUAGAGAUCAGAACUAUCGAUACAAGAGUGUAGAAGAAACGCUCAAGAGUCUAGACAUACGAUUGCAUUCGCAGAAAGCGAAAGGAAAGUGCAAAGCGAAAGGAAAACGCAAAGCACAAGGAACGGAACGAAAACCGGAACUGCCAGGCAUUCAAUACGAUUGUGAAAUCGAUUCAGACUAUCCAAGCGAAACGGACAUCGCAUCAACAGAACAGUACUUUGAGGAUAGCAAAAGUGAACGCAAAUUGGAACUACAAGGAUCAGUACUUGAUCCAGAGGGCGAAAAUCAAGCAUACACCCACGAAAUCGAGUGUUUAACCUCAUACAUGGCAGAUAUCGACUACGCAUUGCACAGGAGCAAUGUACAGGACUACUACAACGGAUACGACACCCUAGCCAGGUCCAGGAAUAAGAGAGAAAGCGAAAUACCUGGAUAUAUGCGGUCUCAAAUGGAAAUACCGAGUUUUUCAGGACAUCAGAGUAUCCCUCGCGAAAAUAAAAGGAACAAACGAUCCCAUAGCGAUACUUCGCGAUUGAAAGCAGUCCCAGGCAAGGCAAACACUAGUGGUAUUAGUGAGAACAAAGUCGACUCAGAGCGCAGCAAACUACGCAGUUCAAAGCCACAUAUCGAGCGCAGCAAGCAUAAGAAUAGCUCGAGCAGUAGUUCAAGAACGAACAAUGGACACAGGCAUACAGUGUAG